GAAAAAUUGAGAAGAAAAAGAGUAAGAGGAAAAAAAAGAAAAUUAAAGGUCGUUUUUUAACUUUGGCCAAUGAUGCUGUAAGCAAGAGGACAAAAUUUUUAAGUUUAAAAAAGUGAAGGAAAAAUCAUUCUAAAAUUUGAGAUUAGGCCAAUUGUACAAUUAUCUCGUAAAUAAUAAGUACAUAAAGUAGGGAAAAACAUAGUAUAAAAGGGGAAGCCAAAAUGAAAAGACCUAAACAAUAAAAACAUGGUGGAAAAUCAAAGAAGAGAAAGAGAGAUGGGAUGUACAGAAACAGAGAAAGAGAAAAGAAAGAAGAAAGGAUUAUGGUCACCUGAGGAAGAUGAAAAGCUGAGAAGCUUCAUUCUCAAAAAUGGCCAUGGCUGCUGGACAUCUGUCCCCACUAAAGCUAGUGAAGCAUUUCCCUUUUAACUCCCAACCAAUCAUUCUUUGUUUUCAUAACAUUAAAAUUUUGAACCCUUUUUAAAAAUUUCAAGAGCAGGGUUACUAAGAAACUCAAAGAGCUGCAGAUUGAGAUGGAUCAAUUACCUAAGGCCAGGGCUGAAAAGAGGAAUGUUUAGCCAACAAGAAGAAGAGAAAAUCUUGACCCUUCAUCGCUUGUUAGGCAACAGGUGGUCUCAAAUAGCACAACAUUUAGUAGGAAGAACAGACAAUGAGAUAAAGAACUAUUGGAAUUCUCAUUUGAAGAAGAAAGCAAUCUUGGAAUUGCAGGAUUCAAAAAGUAGAGUUCAUUCGAAUCGAGAUCCGCUGUUGGAGAAGAUGGGAAGAUCGGGAAAUGAGCAGAGGGGAAGCCAACCGAAGGCCUUGUUUGCAGAAUGGCUUUAUGAUAUUAAUGGUGGGAGCUCCAUGGAAGGAAGCUUUGAUAAUGAGGGAAGAACGGCAAGCAGAGAAGGCUAUGGUUUUGAGAUGCUCAAUUGGGACCUUGAUUUCGAGGGACAAAUUUCUGAUGGCUUUGCAACUUAAAUUAUGGUAGAUUAAUUAUGUGCUGUUUUUCCAAACUUCAAUUUGAAACAUUCACCCUAAUAUGUAAAAUACAGUUAGAAAUAUGUUCAUUACUAUUAGAUGGUAUAAUACUAAAUUUAUCUUCAUCAGUUUAA
Benincasa hispida (wax gourd) is the source of this 1115-nucleotide messenger RNA. The record is from RefSeq and is a predicted model, not a curated record. NCBI's taxonomy places the organism in Eukaryota, Viridiplantae, Streptophyta, Magnoliopsida, Cucurbitales, Cucurbitaceae.